AUGAGCCCCGUCCUGUCGAUCGUCAUGACGGAGUACUUUGCCAGAUUGCAUCGGGAUGGCUCGCCCAUUGACUGUGGAGCCGAUCCGCACGACGAGGCGUGUAUUGCUGGUUCGCGGCAGGCUGCUUGGCUAUCCAGUAUUUUCUCGGCUGGAGGGUGUGUGGGGAACCUGAUUCUGUCUCCAAUGCUGGGUCAAGCUUCGGAUGUCUAUGGACGCAAGCCUUUUCUAGUGCUGAACCAGAUCUUGAGACUGGGUGUGCCCUUCUCGGUCAUGUACUUCAUGCAGCCAGAUGGCUCCAUCACGCCGUAUUUCGUGCUGAGACUGGUCGACUCGGGCUUUGGGGUGGCCGGCGUCAUGAGUGCUGCCAUCGCUGAUGUUGUGGCUCCCGAAGACCGUGCUGCUGCUUUCGGGUUUCUUUUUGCAAGUCUAUCUGUAGGCUAUUGCACUAGCGCUUUCGCUGCACCGUUCUUCUCUCGGGAGCACAUACUCCAGAUCGCAGCUGCUCUCUUUGUACUGCGUGUUCUAUGGGCAAUCUUCCUGUUACCCGAGACGCUGCCAGUUCGAACUCACGUCAGUAAAACCCGAUGGGUAGUGGAGAACCCCUUCCGCUCGAUGGCUAUUCUCUUCCGCGACCAAUUGUUUAUGCGACUAACCUGCUUGAUCGCGCUCACGGCGUUUGUCAUGAACGGAGUUUUCCAGAUCCAAUCGUUUUUCCUAAACACGAUUGUCGGGUUCGACGUGAAAGAUUUCGGGUAUUUGAUGCUGGUUGGAGGAGUUCUGGCGCUGCUGGGGCAAGUUUUACUACUCAAGCCUUUGGUGAGCUGCGUCAGAGAGAAAGGAGUGAUUGUCAUCGCCUUAAUCGCCAAUAUGGUGGGCACGUGUGGGUUUGUCGCCGUCGCCUAUUACCCUCGCAAGUGGCUGGUGUAUGCGUUGUGCGUCCCCGGAUGCAUCAGCGAUCUCUCUUUUCCAGCGAUCUCAGCGCUAAAAUCCAUCAACGUGUCAGAAAAGGAGCAAGGGCGAUUACAAGGAGCAAUUUACGGUGCUCGCUCUAUUUUCGAGGCACUGGGACCUAUAGUGUUUGCUUCGUUGUAUGCUUCUAUGACACGUGACUCGGUCUGGUCGCAGGCGCUUCCGUACGUGGUGGCUUCGUUCAUCUAUUUUGUGGGGAUCGGCGUGGCGAUAUCGUUGCCUGCUGGGAAGAAUCCUUCGACUAGCAAAUGUGUCGCUGGAUCGGCGCCGUUGUUGUCACCGACGUAUGGGGAAUCCCCGACGUCGAUGUACUUUGAGACUGAUGACGACGAUGACGAAAUGGAAGAUGAUGACAAGACGGAUCUGGACGAUGGAGAUUUCCUGGCUGAGCCACUACUUGGGAGCAGCUCUGCAGCGAAGCAUGUUCACAUCGACGUUUGA
Messenger RNA from Phytophthora infestans T30-4, 1410 nucleotides. RefSeq names its product Major Facilitator Superfamily (MFS). The record is from RefSeq and is a predicted model, not a curated record. The coding region runs from base 1 to 1410 and encodes 469 amino acids. NCBI's taxonomy places the organism in Eukaryota, Oomycota, Peronosporomycetes, Peronosporales, Peronosporaceae. Gene Ontology annotation, biological process: transmembrane transport. Gene Ontology annotation, molecular function: transmembrane transporter activity. The transcript has 9 exons.